AUGGCGAGCAACUCGCAAAAAGCAGACAAAAAUAGAAAUAAAAGCAAAAAGAUGGAGAAUGAAGCUUCAGAAAAUCCUCCAUUGUCUGACAAAACAGAUUUGGCUCCUUCUGAGGACUCGCAGUCCCUUUUCAAGACUGAACCACUGGAAAAGGUUUUAAAUGAGAUCAGCAAAGAAAUUAAUAACUUGCUGUCAAAAUAUGCUGACACUAUAAGUGCAAGAAUAGCAUUGGAUUCUUCUUAUGUCCAGGAACUUGAUGAGAUCCUAAAAGAAGCCAGGGCCAUAGAAAAGCAUUUGAAGCAGAAAAGGGAGAAGCUGAAACAGAGAUUCGCUGUCAUCGCCAAUAGUCUGCAAAGCUAAAUGGAGUUUGUUAUGAAAACGUAGAGCCAAAGUUUUGUUCGUGUAUGAAAACAAAUCGGGAUGAGUGUUGUGAUGUCUGUUUCUUGUAUAAAUAUUUCUGUCAGUUCAGGAAACUUCCAACAAGUUAAGCAGCUACUUAGUGUUUAAGUACAUAGUGUAGUGGUAGUUAAUAAAACCAAUUCUGAAUACCUGUUUUAAAUUCUGUGACUCAAGGGAUUAAGACAUUAAGCUAUGUUAACCCAUUAAAGAUAGCAAAAAAAGCAUUUCUAUGAAAUAUAGAAAUUUAUGAUGUAAGUGGAAAAUGACCUCAGAUUAUUUAUUGUUAACCAUUUUCUGGUUAUGAGUUGUUUUUUUUUUUCCUUUCUACUUAAAAAAAA
Melospiza melodia melodia is the source of this 737-nucleotide messenger RNA. RefSeq names its product testis expressed 12 (gene TEX12). NCBI's taxonomy places the organism in Eukaryota, Metazoa, Chordata, Aves, Passeriformes, Passerellidae. Bases 1 to 360 code for a protein of 119 amino acids. The transcript has 4 exons. The record is from RefSeq and is a predicted model, not a curated record.